UUUCUAAAACAAUGAGACAUCGGCAGAAAAUUUGAAUAUCAGGAGAAUAGGGCUCGUCCAUUCCCCCCCCCCCCAAUUAAAAGCCUGUAAUACACAACAUUAGUACCCUUUUAAAAAAAUAUAUAACAUUAGUAUGAAUUGAAUUCACAUUAAAUUUUGAUAAUUAGUUACGUUAGACAAUUUAUUCGCUGCUUUAUUAUGAGCUACAAAAUAGGAACGGAAGAAUGUUCGGCUUGUCGUCAUGGGUGUUUUAUAUAUUUUUCUCCUAGGUUGCAAUAGGACUUUAUGCUGUCAUGCAUGAAGCGGUGGUUUUGGACUCUGGUGUGCAUUGUGUGAGGUGUCAGUUGAGGGAUUUCCGGGUCCUCAACUCCACCCAAAAAACCUCGCAAAAAAAAACUCCACCCAAAAAAAAGGCCCUAGGAUAUAUAGCAGAACAGAAAAUCUCUGCCACUCUGCCAGGCUUGUACCAUACCAUCACACUGAAGAGUUGAAUGGGAGAGGGACUGAAGGGAGGCAUCCCACAAUUUCGGAGCUCGAUCAGAUGGAAUACUCUGUGAUGCCCAAUUCCUGAUUGUUCAGAAACUACAUCCAAUCCCAUCGUCUUAUGUGAAAUUCUCUGAACAUGGGUGACAUCACCGAGCCGGAAGCUGUUGCCAUGGCCGGGCCGGAGCCGACGUCUUGCCUCACCCUGCGAGUCUUCUACCUGAGGAUGAGCAGGUGCGAGGUCGACGAGUCCAUGCUGGACACCCUCACGCUCACCCACAUCCCGCUCACACCUGACACCGACCUGGAAGUGAGCGGCGCCGAUCAGAAGCCAAGCAUAAGCAGCGGCAAAGGCAGCAGCACCGUGUCGUGCUCCCUCCGCCGCGGCCGCGUCGACGCGAGGUCGGAGGAGGCCACCUUCGUGAGCACGGCGACCGUCAGGAUGGCCGGCAGCGUGCGGUUCGAGGUCCACAACAAGGACGAGCGGCUCCUCGUGGGGAUCCUGGAGAUGUGCGACGCGGAGGGCGAGGGGAAGAGGAGCUGGGUGAUGAAGUGCCAGGUCGCGACGCAGAGGGGCACAGGGUUCCUGAGGUGCGCCAGGGAUACGGAGGCGAAGCCGCCGGCGGUGGAGGUGUACGUGGCCGGCGUGUUCCGGGGCACGCCGAUCGUGUUCACCAAGGCGAUGCAGCUGCGGUUCCGGAGGCGGCGCCAGGUGAAGGCGUUCUUGGACCCGAUCCCGGAGUGGGGCGAGCAGGCGGAGGACACGAGCCCAACGCCGGCGGAGCAUGAACCGCAGGAGUCGGAGUACAGGUGCUACAAGCCCGACCCGGACGCGGACGACGAGGACAGCAGCCUCUACAUGAGAUCCGCAGGUCUGGACGAAGACGAAGGGUACAGCGAGCUGUCGUGGUUCACCGCUGGGGUCCGCGUCGGCGUCGGCAUCAGCCUGGGCAUCUGCCUCGGCGUCGGCAUCGGGGCCGGCCUCCUGGCCCGCUCGUACCAGUCCACCUCCAGGACCCUCAAGUGGCGGCUCAUCUCAAGCCUGCUCCGAUGAACCACCCACGGCAGUUCGAGCGCGCAUCUGUGUGGCUCCUAAAACUUUCUUAGUGAUGAUGAUGAAAAAAAGAGAAGAUCUGGAUGAUGAAAACGUUCACUCUGUUCGGCAGCACCAACAGCCUCCAGCCCAACAGUAUUUUUCUCUCACACUGCUCCAGCACCAACUUCUAAUCACCAGCCAGCCAAUAGUAUUUUUUUCCUCACACUACUCCAACCACCAACUCCAGCUCCAGCCCAACGAACGAGUGGUUGUGCACUGUGCCGGAUGCACGCACCCUAUUGUAGUAUAUCCUUGUGCAGUUGGUAUGGCGGAUUGGCAUUUGGCAAUGUACGCGUGCCAUGGCGAAGCUGCCUGAUCGUU
Messenger RNA from Panicum virgatum (switchgrass), 1900 nucleotides. RefSeq lists its product as uncharacterized. The record is from RefSeq and is a predicted model, not a curated record. The coding region runs from base 623 to 1537 and encodes 304 amino acids. Lineage: Eukaryota; Viridiplantae; Streptophyta; Magnoliopsida; Poales; Poaceae. The transcript has 3 exons.